GCGUGGCAUUUUCUGGGCCUUUUGCCCAUUGUCCACACCCUCUUUUUCCUUCCGUUAUGUAGCAAAUCUGUAGUAACCGUGUAUAGUGUAGAAUUUGUUUUCAUAAAAAAAGACGCAAGAGCUGCCGCUUGAAAAAAUCAAAUCGCCAGCCAAAGAAAGGUGAAAAUUGAACCAAAACAGCCCCACGGUCCACGCCACACAUCACCGCAUCACACACAGAGAGAGAUCCACUCCACCAACAACGAUGUCAUCACGCAAAACCGCCGGUCGCCGUGCCACCACCAAGAAGCGCGCCCAGCGCGCCACCUCCAAUGUCUUUGCAAUGUUCGAUCAGGCCCAGAUCGCCGAAUUCAAGGAGGCCUUCAACAUGAUCGACCAGAAUCGCGAUGGCUUCGUGGAGAAGGAGGAUCUGCACGAUAUGCUUGCCUCGCUGGGCAAGAACCCCACCGAUGACUACUUGGAUGGGAUGAUGAACGAGGCACCCGGACCGAUCAACUUCACCAUGUUCCUCACUCUGUUCGGUGAACGGCUGCAGGGCACCGAUCCCGAGGAUGUGAUCAAGAAUGCCUUUGGCUGCUUCGACGAGGAGAACAUGGGUGUUCUGCCCGAGGAUAGGCUGCGCGAGCUGCUCACCACAAUGGGCGAUCGAUUCACAGACGAAGAUGUGGACGAGAUGUAUCGGGAGGCGCCGAUCAAGAAUGGGCUGUUCGAUUACCUCGAGUUCACGCGCAUACUCAAGCACGGUGCCAAGGACAAGGAUGAGCAGUAAAUCCAGAUACGCCACCAGCCAAGCGGCGUGCACCCAAGCUGCCUCUCCAAUCCACUCCACUCCACUUCUCCACUCCAGCAUGGAGCCUGUCCAAAAUUAUCCAAAUCCAUUAAGAGUUUCAUUUAACUUUAUUUCCUUUUUUUUUGUUUUUGUUUGUUCUCGCGCUCUUGGUGUCCUUCGAUUCCUGUACUUAACUGUGCAUUUAAAUUAAACAACAAAAAACAAAAAAAAAAAUGAACUUAAAAAUACGAAGAACUAGAGAAAAACCAGCAAAUGUUAUGUACGAUAUUUUAGUGUGUGCGAAGAAGAGCCUGAGAUAACAACCAACGCCGUUUCCCCCAAGUUUUCAUAAGUAUUAACUCAUUGAAUAUACAUAUACAUAUUACCUAUAUACAAAUACAUACUUAUAUACAAGAAUGUGUGGCAAUAAA
Drosophila pseudoobscura is the source of this 1200-nucleotide messenger RNA. It is a transcript of the gene sqh, whose product is annotated as Myosin regulatory light chain sqh. NCBI's taxonomy places the organism in Eukaryota, Metazoa, Arthropoda, Insecta, Diptera, Drosophilidae. Gene Ontology annotation, cellular component: cytoplasm; myosin II complex. Gene Ontology annotation, molecular function: calcium ion binding; myosin heavy chain binding. The record is from RefSeq and is a predicted model, not a curated record. Gene Ontology annotation, biological process: locomotion; post-embryonic development. Bases 245 to 769 code for a protein of 174 amino acids. The transcript has 3 exons.